Messenger RNA from Nicrophorus vespilloides, 717 nucleotides. Its product is annotated as glutamic acid-rich protein-like. The record is from RefSeq and is a predicted model, not a curated record. The coding region runs from base 1 to 717 and encodes 238 amino acids. The transcript has a single exon. NCBI's taxonomy places the organism in Eukaryota, Metazoa, Arthropoda, Insecta, Coleoptera, Silphidae.
AUGUCUAUUUACAAAGAAGUAAAAUCAAUCCAAGGAAGAAUUGAGGAGUAUGUAGAGGGUGAAAAUAGAAACCAUUUGCAGGAUUUGGCAAUGGUGAAACUAUUAAUGAUGUUAUACAAUAUAGUAUUGAACCAAAAGGGAAAGAUAGUGGCAGAAACUGUUAAAUUUGUGGACGAGUUAUGUGGGAAAACCAACGGUAUUAUACAAAAGACUGCAUUCGAUGUCCUCAGAGAACUUGUUAACAAAAAAGAGGGUUUCAAUAAUAUCAGGGAACAAGUCAACCGGGUUACGUCUAAUAACAAUCAUAUAGUGGUAGGAAGCCAAAUGGAAGAAGAAAGUUGCAGAAGAGAAGCUGAAUAUAAUUUACGAAUGAGUUUACUGCAACAGGAACACGAGGAAAAAAUGAGGGAAACUUUGGAGGUAAUGAAACAGAAGCAGAAACAGAGUGAUGUCCAAAUUAAGACCAAGGGAGAAAAAUUGGAAAAGGAGAAGGAGUUGGACAUCCAAAUUGCGAAUAUGAGCAAAGAGCAAAAAGAGAGAGAGGAAAAGGCUCGUGAAGCUAAAAAUGAAGAGAUGGAAAGGAAACGCAAGAGGGAAGAAGAGGAAGACAAAAUAUCUGAAGAAGAUGCGAAACAAAUCGAUGAGAUGUUGUUAGAAUCAGAGGACGAUUUAGAAGACAUGAUUUUGCAAAUAGAACAAAAUUUAUUCAAUAUAUAG